AUGGUUAGAAAGCUUAAAUAUCAUGAAUCAAAGUUAUUGAAAAAAGUUGACUUUGUUGAUUGGAGUCGUGAUAAAGGAAUCAGAAAAGCAGGAAUUAUGGCUCGAUUUCAUAUUCAUGAUGAAAGUGAAUUUGAAGCUUAUGAAAAAGCAGUAUUAAAUUUAAGAAAACUUAGUUUUUUGUUACAAAAAUUACCUAAAGAUGAUGCGUUUCGAAUGGUAUUAACAAAGAGAAUUUGUGAUAGAUUAUAUGAUUUAGGAGUUAUCAUACUACCAGAAAAGGGAUUACAUAUGAUUGAUGUUAUUCAUGCUUCUGACUUUUGUAGAAGAAGAUUAGCUAUUGUUGUAAAAGCAAAAAAAAUGGUAACUGAUGUCACACAAGCAGAGACAUUAAUUCAACAAGGUCAUAUCAAAGUUGGACCUGAUGUGAUUAGAAAUCCAGCAUAUAUUGUUUCAAGAAAAAAAGAAGAUUUUGUGACUUGGGAUGAUGAAUCAAAGAUGAGAAGAAAAAUUAAUGAAUUCAAAAGUCAAGAAGAUGAUUAUGAUCUUGGAGGAAUAGAUUAA
Messenger RNA from Entamoeba dispar SAW760, 561 nucleotides. RefSeq names its product U3 small nucleolar ribonucleoprotein IMP3, putative. The transcript has 2 exons. The coding region runs from base 1 to 561 and encodes 186 amino acids. The record is from RefSeq and is a predicted model, not a curated record. Gene Ontology annotation, cellular component: small-subunit processome; Mpp10 complex; small ribosomal subunit. Gene Ontology annotation, biological process: rRNA processing. Gene Ontology annotation, molecular function: structural constituent of ribosome; snoRNA binding; rRNA binding. Lineage: Eukaryota; Evosea; Mastigamoebida; Endamoebidae.